CUAUUACACUGUUUACUUAAAGUAGAGAUGAGCCAUAUUUUAUACUGAAACUAAGGGAAACUGAAGUGAUACUAAGUAUUCCAGUAAAUAGAAUACAUCAUAAUCAUACUUUUGUAUAGGCACCAUUUGAAAAAAGUAAUAACGUUAUGGGCUAACCACGUUAUGUAAUGCUACUCCUUUAGUGACCUUUGCCUGCCUUUUACUAAUUUAAUUUUAUGCUGUAACUUACACUAACUUCUAGGCCCAGCUUAAUCCUAAGUAACUCAGUACCGAUCUAAGUUAGCUAAGUCAAGAAACUAAGUUAAGGGUAAACAAUGGGGACGCCUACCACUAUUUUAUCGAAUUUCACGAAUGUAUGUAUCCCUAAAUCGAUCCCUAUACUAUGCCUAACCUGAUCCCUAAAUCGAUCUCUAUGCCUAACCUGAACCCUAAAUCGAUCCCUCAACCUAACCUAAACCUUAAUUCACUGCAACUAUAAUAAACACACAAAAGACGCUGUGGCAGCCGUCCUCGGAUUUAGCCAAGUUAUGUUGGCUAAAACUAUUUGAGGAUGCCAUGACGUCAUUUGCAUGUUUAUUAAAGUAAGUUGCUGUGAAUUAGGGUUCAGGUUAGGUUUAGGGAUACAUUUAGUUUAGGCAUUUAGGGUUCAGGUUAGGUUUAGGGAUACAUUUUAGGGUUCAGGUUAGGUUUAGGGAUACAUUUACUUAGAUUUAGUGACAGAAAUAAAUGGUCUCUUCAACCAAGAUGGCGGCCAAUCAUGGCAUCCUCUCUCAAAAUUUACCCUUAUGUUAUGCUAAUAUAUAAUAAUAAUAAUAAAGUUCAUUUCAAAAACACGCUUCAUCCCCAAAGGCUCGAAGCGCGGUACAAAGUCAACAAAAAAAAAUCUAUAAUUUACCACAUUUAAAACAAACGCAACACUACAAAAACUAAUUACAAGCUUACAAUGUCAAAGUCUUUCUAGCCAUUUCAACCAUAAGCAACACGGCCAUUAUGCAUUAACUGGAAAAUAAGGUAGACAGAUGUAGCCCGCCAAACAUUAGCGACAGCAAUGCCUGAACUUCCCAUCUACUAAAGACUAAAGUUACUUAAAAAAACAUGAACUCAAGUAACUUGAAGUACGGGUAACACACAUUUAAUUUUUGCUAUAUCAUACCCCUUCCCCCAUGACCAUGAUACAUCACUGCACACUUUUAUUUCACGCCCAUUAUUAAAUAUUCUGACGUCCCAACUACUUUUAAAUCGAAUUAUUUUUUACACCAUACCAUACUUAAAUUGAAAUGACUUCAUUUUCCGGAAAAUAUUACACACCAACGGCAGUAGCGUUAUUAAAAAAUAUAUAUAUAUCAUUUAGCCUAGUUAUCAGGAAUUAUAUUUUGUGCGCUAUUGAACUCCUUAUUGAACCAUCACAUCACUUUCAAACAUAUAGAAUUAUUUGUAAUAUACUCUCAAUACCAAAUAUGCUGAAUAGGAAGCAGCCAGCUUGUUAGGAAGCAGCCGGAAAUGGAAGUAGUCCAUGAGUCACACCAGAAGCGUAAUAAAUAUUAGAGAUGGGGGCUUUCCUUUAUAUAACUAAUUAUUAAUUAAUGCGCUUCAGUUCAGUUCUGGUGUAGGCACUCCAAUACUUUCGCCGCCCGUGAUAGAAAAACGAGGCCUGCCGAGCGGCGAUCGCUGUGAUCAGCCGGCGCUUUUCGUAUUCGGUAGAUCUUGGUGAUUAGUGUUGUUUUGCGUCAUUUCUAAAAAUAGAGGACUCUCCUUGGUUUUAUUUAAAUCUGCGAUGCAUGCCGGUUACGAGGGUAUGAAUUAAGUGGAAAUCUGACCUUGCUGAGACGAAUAAUUGGAAAGUUGACGUGGGGUAAGUGAGUUUGCUGUGCUAUAUUUUUUUUUUCAAAUCGCGUUCGGACUUGGAAAUUACUUGUUCGCAUAGAUUAUAUAUUUUAAAAGCAGAAACACUUAUUUUAAAGAGUAUAGAUCGUCCCCAAAAUUUAUGAGAGCUUGAACCGUGUGACUAAAAAUUCAAGGUUGCCAAGUCGUGGCCAUUUUUUCCCCCUCGAUCUACCGGAAGUGGUAAAUCUCUAAUGUAAACAGUGGUUAUUAUUAUUUAAAACCUUUUUCAAACAACUAAAUAAAUAUUUCCUGUAUUAUAACUUAGUAGUUUGAUUUUAAAUAUAUACUUUUUAAUAACUGGUUUUUAAUAAUAAUUACACUUUAGGCCUAUAUAGUUAUUAUAUAAGAGCAGGCUUUGGAUCAAUAAAACUAAUACAUAUACUGAGAUAAAACAACAAAGUCAAAGUGAUAAAAGUGCUUUGACAUACAAAUAGCAAUGAAUUAGAUAGUAAGAUAGCCCCUAGUCCUAGUUAUUAUCAGCUAUAAGUGUACAUAUAAUAAAGAACAUUGUGUAGCCUAUUUAAAAAUAUUGAAUCAUUAUUUACAUGUACCGGUAUUCAUAAAUUAAUAGUCCUAAUCUUUAUUUUUUAUUUUCCAGAGUUACAGAUUGUAAUCACUCCCUGUAAUUUUGAUAUGUAUUUACUUGGAGGAGAUCAACAAACAACCCAAUUUGAUAUUGACAAUGGAGGCAUAUUUUUUUAAUGUACCAAUUGAUGAGGAUGAAGUGUUGCUAGACCUCCGGAGCCGAAACAAUGUCGACAGAUUACAUGACAUUUUAAAAUUUUGCAUAGCAUGAUUUUAAUUGCUUUUGAUAUAUUUUAAUACUCUAUUAUAUUUGGUUGGACACUAUCUAUUUUUACUGAAAAUUUGAUUGCAUUAGCUUUAUUAGUUUAAAAGUUGUAUAUUUAAAUGUAAAAAAUUUCUCGGCCGCAGUUGCUUUUCAUAAAAUAUUAUUUCUAAUACUGCAUAAAUUUUUCUGAUCUGUAUUUUAUUUAUGUUAAAUAUGCCUUACUUUUAGAUGGACAUUAUCUGUUUGUAUUGAAAAUUUCAUAGUGAUAGCUUUAUUGGUUUAAUAAUUAUGUCAUUUUUUGAAAAAAAAAAUUUGUUCGACAAUUGUCGUUAUCCAUGCUAUAUGCUUAUAAAAAUUUUUUUCAAAAAAUAUAAUAAGUUAAUUCAAAAUUCAUGUGUUUAAUUUUGUUAAACAUUGUAUUGUAAAUGUGUUCUCCAAAUUUGAGCAGUCUAACUUUAAAAGCCAACAAGAUACAACCAAAAUAGUACAAAAAGAGUAAUAAUUAGAUCACAGUUUUAAAAAUUAAAUACAAAGCCAAAUAGUGGGAAAAAAUAAAUCACUAAAAAAUUCAUAACUUUUCUUCUACAAGUGAUAGAAAGAUUAUCUUGGUGUCAAUGGAAAGCUUAAAGUCAGCUCUUUCCAAUGAUAUGCUCCUUGUGUAUGUCAGAUGAAUCUGAAAUUUUGAGUUGGAGUACCUAUGGUUGGAUACAUUGCUGAAUCAAUGUACCGGCAUAUGUGCAACGGUUGGGGAAGCGAUGCUGCUAUCCUAACGGCUCCUAGUGGAUGCCAGGACAGCCUGGAAGCUCUCGAUUGAUGUCGAGUUUACGGCGGCAUUGUCCAAGUCGUUUCAAGCGAUUAUUGUGCGUGGGAAGAAUGAUUGUUUAUAUUGGAUUGUAUUUUACCGAGGCACAGUAAAGCAUUUUCUAUUGUUCCGGAUGUAAUUGCUUAUGGGGUUGUUAGAGGUGAAGUCAGUGUAUAGUGAGCGUUUGGCUCUGAUUAAGCGACCUGGCUUCUGUGGGAUGAGAUAUGUGUUUGCUGGGAUGGCUGGCACUAGCCCCAUGACCACUUUAUAUAAGAAUGUUAUGCGGAGCUUUUCUUGUCUGCCUUUGAGGGAGGGGAUGUCAAAUCUUUUUAGAGGUCAGUGACAAAGCCAAGAGUGGUGGAUUUGUAGUCACGUGUGAUGAAGCGCACAGCAUUACGCUGGAUUCGCUCCAUCUUGUCCACAUCUUGCUUUAGGUAUGGGUCCCAGACGAUCGCAUCAUAUUCUUGUAGUGGGUGGACGAGUGCAAGAUAGGCAUUUCCUUUGCAGGAGGUUGGGCAGUGGCACAGAUUACUUUGAAUGAAACCUAGCGUGGAGUUGUUUUUUUUUGGUGAAAUUUUGUUUAUAUGGGGUGACUAUUUUAGGUUAUUUGAGAAGAGAAUUCCAAGGUAUGGAUCAUUUCAUACUUGUUAGAGUAUUGUGUUGUUUAGGGAGUACAUAUAGGAUUUUUUUUUUUUUUCAGUAAGUCACUCACUCUCCGGAAAGUGUGGAUCUCUAAGAAAGUGUGACAGUUUGUGACACAGUGAGAGGGUGGGGUUAAGAUCUUGGUAAAUGUUGGUUUACCUGAAGGAUCAUGACUCAUGCCAACCAAGAUGGCUGCUGUGUAAUUUAAAAAAAAAAAAGUACAAACAUGUCUGCCAAGACAAGGAGGGGAAAGAGACAUAUGCUGUUUUAGCUUCUUAUGGAGAGAAAUGAAAAUAGGAACAAAAUUAAUGUAAAAAUUUCAGCAGGUACCGGUACAUUCAUUUCGUGGUGAGUUGAGUUACUUUAAUAGGUACUUUGGUAACACAAGAGAGAAAACUAUGUAAUUUCUAUCGGAAAUGGCCAUCAGUGCAAUGGAAUCUGAGUUUUUACAUUUUUUUUGUGAGUUUAGUUUUAAUAAUACAGGAGUCCUUUUGACCCAUAAUUAAGGUCUGACUCUGCCCUUUUACAUUAGGAGACAUGCUGACCUACAUUCCCAUUGAGCUUUUUGUCUUUAUAUCAACUUUAAUUGAGAAAAAUCGUAUGAAUAAGGAAUCUUUCAACAUAAAAAUUCAAUAGAAAUAUUAAAAGUAUGUCUUUUAUACUAAUUGUUUUUGAGCAAAAUAUAUUGAGGUAUAUGUGUGAAAAAUUUCAUUGCACUAGCUCAUGAAACAUUUUCACAAUUCUUCUCAACAUAGACCUCAUUAUUAAAAGGACGCACAGGCCAUUUUGGAUUAGUGACCACGCCCGCUUUUAAAUUGCGGAAGACACCAAUACUUAGCUUAGAAAAUAUUCAAUUAUUACCACAACUGGUAUAUACAUCAAAAUAUUUGAUAACCUGUAUUUCAGAAUGAAUUUUGAAGACAUUUAAAAUGGAAUAUUUAAAUUUGAGUUUUAAAAAUCCAAUAAAGUCCAUAUUAUAAUUAUAAAUUAUUAUAAUUUUCAGUGUUCAAAACGUUGUCAUGGGCAACCAUUCACAGCCACUUGAAGUGUGCAAAAACUAUUAAACCAUUGCUCAGGGAAAGCUUUAAUUAAUUAGUCAAGUUCCAAAUUUGAAAGUUCAAAAUAAGUAGACCUAGAACAGCAUUUAGUAAUAAGAGGAUACGUUGCCUUAUAUAGACUUUAUAGUAUAUUCCGGUAUAAUGGACUUUGUACAUUAUAUUAAAUUUACUCAUAUACACAGUGCAUGGCUAGAUAAGUUACAAUUUAUUAUAAUUAUACAACAUUUUUAAAAUUACUUUUUAAUACAGCAUUAAUUCUGAAAAUAAAAGUCAUAUAAAAUGAUCAUUAAAACGAGAGUGACACGAACAGUGGAAUCGGGUCACAGAAUGUGGAGAUGGUUUCAUUAUUUUAAUGAAAGUUUGCUCUAUUAUAUACUUUACUACUUUAAUAAUUUAAAAAAAUUUUAUACCAAAGUACCUAGUAUCCCCUAGAUAUGCGACAAGAAGUGUCAACGACCUGUGGUCGCUCUCUUCCGUCCACUAAAACACAUGUCACAUAUGCUUCAGUUACAAAUUGAUAAGAAAAGUGUAAUAAUGAAGAAAAACAAUAUAAAAUAUUUUUAAAAUAAUAAAAUUCCAACGUACAGUUCCAUAGAAUACCCGUACACCUUAAAACACUUUUUGGGGUUCCUUCACAAAUAAAAUCAAGAAGUUGUCAGAAGUCAAUACAAUGCCCUUUACUAAAAUUCUGGAAAACUGAAAUAUUAUAAUUAAUUAACCACCCACAGUGCACAGUAUAGAGAGAGAUAUAUCCUUCCAGACUCACGUGUUGCAUAGGACGGAUGGGUGGCUUAUGCAAACAUAAAUCAGAUCAGCAUGGAAACUAUGAACACUCAAACUCUGUUUAUUUACCAUACAUUAAAAUAAAUGGUUUAAAUUUUUCUAUUUUAAAAAUUUUGUAUUUUACAUAAGUGAUUAAAUGAAUAUGUACAGUAUCAUAAAAAUCCAUUUAUAUUGAUCAAUAAAAGAAUUUUAUCUUAUCAAUAAAAGAAUACCCGUUUAAAUAGCCCUUCAAACUGGAACAUGAUUUUUUAAUAACCAAAGUUCAAGAGGUAAUGUACAAAAACUUGAAGUUGACAGUGAUGUUCAACUUUCUGUUCUGAUAGAUGUAUUCUGACAGAAGAUUAAAUUUGUAUUACACAAUACAUUUAAUGUAUAACUAUGCAAUUUUUUAGUUCAAAAGUGGGACAUACAGUUUUAUUUAAAAAAAGCAUGGUGGGGGCUUCUGAGAUUUGUGACAGAAAGAAGGGAGGGGGUAAAAAUUGUCCAAAUAUAGCGUGACAUACUUUACUGAUGGCCCCUAGGUCUAGAUAUGGCUACUAGUACUACUAGCAGUAGUAGGUAAUCAUAAAUUGUGUAGUCUAGUCUAAUUAGCCUAGCCUUUAUAUUAAAAUUAAUAAGCUGGCUAAUUAAAUUAAUAAUUAGGGCCUAACACUAAUUACUGGUACAAGUUACUUACUAAGUGGUUUGCAUUUAACUUUGUUUUUUUAAAAUUCAAAUUAAUUGUAAGAUGGGGUAGCUUUCAUUAAUGAUUAAUUCCCCAAUAGACAUACAUACUUAUAACAAAACCAUGGAGUGGCACGGACCCAAAUCACACUUGAAGUUGAAGAAACUUCAAAACUUUAAAAUAACACUAAAACCUCCUUUUUUUAAUUUACCAAUUUUUCCACCAUUUUAAUAGCUGAACUUGAAUUCAAUUAUUUGUUGACUAGUGCAGUGUUGUGUUGACUGUCAGAACUUAAAUUUGGUGUGCAGUAUUACUCAGUAUGCUGUUGAAAGUGUUGUUGUUAAGUGUGAAUUGUGCGUUGCCUAAAUAAUAUCACAGCCACAAAUGGCACUAUUUGUGAUAGUGAUAGCUUUCAGUUGUUGUAAAACACCAUUUAAAUGUGGAAUAAACAUUUUUAAUUCAAUUAUUAAUGUGGUUCUCAAUUUUUUUGUAUUCGAACCAAUCCAUUAUAAAGUCAUUGACAUAAACAUAGCUUUAUUUAUGCAGUAACACAUACACAAAAAAAACAUGACCACGCAAGGCUAUUACUCACCAUUAUUAUGUAUUUGACUUAGUAAAUUCAUUAAAAGUUUCUUCAGUAACAUAAAUAUGAUUUUAAAUUAGUAUUCUGAGCUGGAGGAAUAGCUUUGCUAGCUAGCUACUGCUUCGCAACUUCAUUGAAAAUAGAUUUUGUUCAUUUAACAAUUACUGUAAGGUCUUGCCUUGUACAAAUAAUCUCACAUUGUUAUUUAUGAUUUUUAUUUCCAUUAAAUUUGUUUUUCAGUUUCAGGCUGUCUAAAUUGAUUUACAUCUACAAACAAGAUGGUUUGUGUUCCUUGCAUUGUCAUUCCGUUUCUCUUGUGGGUAUUUCAUAAAUUUAUCAGCCCUUGGCUGUCAAAGUUUUGGAACAAGCCUGCUGAAAUUGCCAAAAGUGUUGAAAGCAAUCUAACUUGUCCAAUGCCCAAGAAAAAGAGGCAGAAAAUUCAGGUAAGCAAUUACAUUAGGUCAGAUUCAAAGGCUACAUUUUGAAAGUUUAAUCUGUCCUAAUCAUUACUAAAAUAUAUCCCCAUUCUUCUUUUUGUUUGGGCCAUUACUGAAACUAUUAUUAUCUAAAAGUACUAGUAUCUUAAACUUGGCAUGUUGUCGCGUAUGCUAUGAGCUUGGAAAGACAUGCUGAACUCUCAUUGCUUUUUAACAAAAGAAGAUACAAAUUUAAGUGUUUCUUCAUCCUUCUCGCCAGAGCAGCAGUAAAUUUUAGCUAACGAUUGUGUGGUAGUUCAAUUUCUAGGCACCCCCAAUGAGCAGCACGCAUGAUAAUUCACCUGGUGUGCCACUGCCCGGCCUAGUAGGCAGGCACUAGUGGGAAUUAGGGAGGCCACAGCCGGCACUAAUGGCAGUAGAGGGAUACAAAAUUCUAAUGUUUUAAAAAAAUAAUUUCUUUAAAUUAGGCUCCCAAAAAUUGCCUGGGCAGUUAGCCAUAAGUGUAUACCUGGUGACAGUCCUAAUUAUCACUAUGCAUAGAGGACCCAUUUAGCUGUUUUCAAAAUAAAUGUUGUCAAAGAAAUUCUUAGCACGAUCAAUUUUAGUGCUAAUUUCUUUCCCUGGUGUUUUUUUUUUUUUUUUUUUUUAACAUUAACUUUAACCAGUACAACUCACUUAGCAUAUUUUUUGCUACUUUUACUAUAUUUUUUAAUGCCUGUUAUAUACGUUUUAAUUUUUUGCACGAUCAAUUUUAGUGCUAAUUUCUUUCCCUGGUGUUUUUUUUUUUUUUUUUUUUAACAUUAACUUUAACCAGUACAACUCACUUAGCAUAUUUUUUGCUACUUUUACUAUAUUUUUUAAUGCCUGUUAUAUACGUUUUAAUCCCCCCUCCCUGUGGAUAUUGCUCUUUAAUUGUUCAUUAUGGGAUUGAGCUAGCCUCCCUCACUUUAAAUAAAAUACAGCUCAAGUCAAGGCUUACUAUUCAAGUCGAAUAUUGCCUUGGUCAUCUUUGAACGCAAAGGACUAACAAUAUGGGAUAACAAUUUUUUAAAGUUAAAGCUUAUAUUUUAUAUGCUUUUUCUUAGGUUGCUCUGUUCAUUUGUUUUUAGUGGAAUUUUGCAUCUUAAUUUUGACCUACUUCCUGACCUGCAACUGAGCUGAAACUUUAUACACUUACCCCCCCUGAUGACAAAACAACCUUUCUUGUUCAGUAGCUCACUAUUGACCUCCACUUAACCUUAAGUGACAUCUGCAGGUCAAAUUGCAUCUCAGUUUUACCCACUUCAUGAUGUUUAAUUGAGCUGAAACUUUAUAAUACUUACCCACCUCUAGUGACAAUAUAAAACCCUUCAUGAUCAGUAGGUCACCAGUGACCUCCACGUAGGUCACCAGUGACCUCCACUUACCCUUGAGUAACCUCUGCACAUAUCUCAGGAGUGGAAAAUGAUAGGGACAUAGGGUUUUCACUGCAGCUUUUUCUUAUGCAUGGUUACUCCCUCAUCCCUUAUGCAUCAACGAUGACAACAGAACUUUUUUUCCACAGAAAGGUCAUCACUGACUUUUCAUGUGUUUGUAUUUCAUGGAUGCCCCACACUUUUUUUAGUCAUGCGUUUCAUUCCACUUCCUGAUCUCCUAUUGUAAAAUAAAAAAAUAUUUUAAAAAACACCCUUUCCCAAAAUAUACUUGAAAUAAAAGUACCGGGGUAUGUUGUUAGUCAUGUGCCUAGAGAAUCAUGGGGCAACCAUGAAAUACAAUGAUGUCGUAUGACUUGAAAAAUGCAAUUUUGGACAACUAUUUAUGUUUGCAUUACUGCAAGUAAGUAAGUGUUAUGUGACACAAUAGUUAUGAUGCAUAUUAUUGAACCAUGGACUUAAAAAAAAAAGAAGAGUUCUCACAACUGCCUUGCAUUAUUGUUGUAUGCUCCCAUCAAUCGUAAUCUUGAAAAUUGAAAUGAAAUUAGCGAUACUCCUGUAUGUUUUUGUGAAGAACAUUGAGUUCGUUAGUGCCCCAGGCUAUUAUAGUCAUAUGACUUCAAAACUCUGAAGUUUUAAAGGACAUAUAUUUUAUACUUUUUAGUACAUUUUUGGAAAGACUGUUUAAAAAAAAAAUAUUUUUUUAAAAAUGUACUGUACAUUUAAAUAUAUUGCCUAUAUAUUUUAUCCUCUUUUAUUUCAGGAUUCCGAUUCCAAAGACAAAACUUUUAUAAAUGGAGAUACCCAUUCAAGCAGUUCUUGCACAAACCCAACUUCACAAGAAACUAUACCGGUACAUUCAAAGGGCCUAAAAACUGACUGAAUGACCUUAUUUUAUCUUAUCUUUUUUUUUAUUGAUUCCAUUGCACCAUAACCAUUAUAAUAAAUUGUUAUAUGAUAUGUCCUUUUACUUUUAAAUUAAAUAUGUGUUUCAUCACUACAUUUUUAACUUAAUAUUAAGGAGGCAGUUAUGAGAAAUAAAUUACCUACAUCUUAAAGUGAUCACCAGUAAUCAGUUUAAAAAAAAAAAAGGGAGGAUCGAUUUUAACAGUUUAAGAAGGAUUUCUUUUUUUAUUGAUUUAUCAAUUGAACUUUAAGUAAAGUAAAGAAAUUGCUGAUAACUGAUAAGUUUAAAUUCAUUUCUAAAUUUAUAUCCACUCUCUCUUUAUAUAACAAGUUACAAGUUAUGCAAAUAUUAGAUGGAAUUAUGUAGUGAGUACCGGUACAAUAAAAUAAAUAUUAUUGAAUGCUAAGGGCAUGAAAUAAUUGUACAUACAUGUCACAAAUUGAAUUAUAAGUUUUAAAAAUAUAAAUCCAUCAAAACUAGCCUCAUUUAAAUAAGGUGACUUAUUUUCUAGAUCAGUGGUUCUCAACCUUCCUAAUGCCACGACCCUUUAAUACAGUUUCUCAUGCUGUGGUGACCACUAACCAUAAAAUUAUUUUAGUUACUACUUCAUAAACAUUUUCUCGAUGGUAUUAACUCUUUCGAUGCGGAACAACGCACACUGUGUUCUUCCGCCGUUCUCAAAAGCACGGACCAACGCGCUGUGCGUUGUUUCAAUAUCAUGUUUCUUUCUUUGCUAUUUCUCGGUUAAACUUUUUAAGAGCUAUUUUUAAAUAAGACUUUUACAUAGAAGAGUGGCACUUCAUUGUUUACAAUCGAAACCAAGGCUUAUUUAUUGUCAAUUGAAGCAUUAUUUUGACGAUUUUCUUCGCGUUUUGUUUUUUUUACUGUUGCUAUGGCUACCCUAGGCUCUAGUAGGUAAGUUUCCUAGACGAUUAACAGUUAAAAAAAGCUUUGAAAUUGUUUUAUAAUAUUUCUUUUGACAGCGAAGAUGAUUUAUAUUUAGAUACAUCGCAUGAUUCCGAUGGUAGUAGUUUUAGAGGAAUUGAGUUAUAGAAUUGAAGAUGAGGUAUGCGUAUAUCAUUGGGUUUGGGGAAAAAUGGUUUAGCAUAAAAUGUUUUCACAUUUUAUGGUUCUUUCGUGUAACUUAUUUUUUUUAAACUGUAGAAACUAGUGUACAAAUAUAUAGUCCUUUCAAUUACUUUUCAUUUGAUACUAAGUUUAGUCUUAUAAACCAAAGAAUAAUAUUUAAAAUAUUUUUUAAUAAACCCAACCUAUCACUCUUUUUCCGCUUACAUUUUUUCGAUGAAAAAAUUCCGCAGCGAAAGAGUUAAGUGACACCUGUGUAAGGGGUCGUGACACACGGGUUGAGAACCACUGUUCUAGAUGAUCAGAAGAGUGAACUCAUUUUUAAAAGGGUGGUCAUUUCUUUUUCAUUGUUUAUUAGUUUAAAAAGAUGUUUAACAAAAACAGGAUUUUUAGUACGGUACCAAAAACCAAUUUUGAUUUUCAUGAACCGAUUUAAAAAAUUACUUUUUUUAUACAAAAAAAGUAAAUGUACUUUUGUUAUUUUGAAUAAAUAAAGAUGCUGUAUAAGUUCACCAUAAGGCAUAAAAUUGUUAGUCACUCUUUAUUGAUAUAAGCUGACGUUAACUACCAAUUGUGACUGGAUAAUGGGGAAAAGUGGUCCCCUCAUUUAUUGGCGAUAGAUGUCAACAAGAGUGGAGAAAGCAGUCCCCCAUAACCCCCC
This is a messenger RNA of Lymnaea stagnalis (great pond snail), 11709 nucleotides long. NCBI's taxonomy places the organism in Eukaryota, Metazoa, Mollusca, Gastropoda, Lymnaeidae. The record is from the annotation of a GenBank genome assembly.